Messenger RNA from Cylas formicarius (sweet potato weevil), 1760 nucleotides. Its product is annotated as serine/threonine-protein kinase MAK-like. The transcript is spliced from 5 exons. Bases 232 to 1674 code for a protein of 480 amino acids. Gene Ontology annotation, biological process: cilium assembly; intracellular signal transduction; protein phosphorylation. Gene Ontology annotation, cellular component: cytoplasm; cilium; nucleus. Gene Ontology annotation, molecular function: protein serine/threonine kinase activity; ATP binding. Lineage: Eukaryota; Metazoa; Arthropoda; Insecta; Coleoptera; Brentidae. The record is from RefSeq and is a predicted model, not a curated record.
CUUGAGUGAAGUUCGAAGGCACAUGGGCCGGAAGAUGGCGACUAGAGCAGACGUUCGAAUGGCAGGGGAGCGAUCGUUUCCACCUUGCCGAGCAUCCGGCGUAACACUAAACCCGCAUCGUCGGAAAAUAAUCAAUACGACGAGAAUCGGUGUCAUAUCGUUUGCGCUGUCAUUCGCGAAGCACCAAGAAAAAAUGGGUUCAGUCGGACGCCGAGCGACGCCGGUACCGUGAUGAACAGGUACGCUAUCCUGCACCAGCUGGGCGACGGCACCUACGGUUCUGUCGUCCUCGGCCAGCGGAAAGACACCGGCGAGAAGGUGGCCAUCAAGAAAAUGAAACGCAAGUAUUACUCGUGGGACGAGGCGAUGAACUUGCGGGAGGUCAAGUCGCUGAAGAAGCUCCACCACACGAACGUCGUCAAGCUGAAGGAGGUGAUCCGCGAGGACGACGUCCUCUAUUUCGUCUUCGAGUACAUGCAGGAGAACCUGUACCAGCUGAUCAAGGACAGGAGGGUGCCGUAUCCGGAGGCCACUGUUCGCAACAUGCUCUACCAGAUCCUGCAGGGGCUGGCGUUCAUCCACAGACACGGGUUCUUCCACCGCGACCUCAAGCCCGAGAACAUCCUGUGUUCGGGACCGGACCUGGUGAAAAUCGCCGACUUCGGACUCGUGCGGGAAAUAAGGUCGCGGCCCCCCUACACCGACUACGUGUCCACCAGGUGGUACCGGGCCCCCGAGGUGUUGCUCCACGCCACCGUCUACAGCAGCCCGAUAGACGUGUGGGCGGUAGGCUGCAUCGCCGCCGAAAUCUACACGUACCGCCCCCUGUUCCCCGGCACCACCGAAACCGACCAGCUGUAUAAAGUAUGCGCCGUCUUGGGCACCCCCGACAAGAAAACGUGGCCCGAGGGCUAUCGACUGGCGGGGGCGGUCGGUUUCAAGUUCCCCUACUUCGCCAAGACGUCAUUGGGGGACGUGGUGCCGCACGCGGGCGCCUCCGCCCUCGGCCUGAUGGCCGACUUCCUCGAAUGGAACCCCGCCCACCGACCGACCGCUCAGUCCGCGCUCCGGCAUCAGUAUUUCCAGGUGGGCCAGCAGUACGGUACGGCGACGCGCCAAGCCGCGCCGCCCCCGACCGUCGAGGGUCGGGACGCCGCCCCGUACCGUCCGGUGCAGCCCGCGGUGCAGAUAAAUAUCCAGUCGCUGAUUAAACCUCGCGACGAGCCGGCCCCGCCCCUCGUCUACUCGUUCGGCCAAUCGAACUACCUGCCGUCGGCGAUGGGGGGCGGGGCCCGCGCGCGCGCCGGGAAAAAAAUCAGCUGGGGCCUCGGCGACUACGCGGAGGACGAUUUCGCGGACAUUUUAGGCAAGUUGCAGGCGCCGAGCAAGGAGAAGCUGAACUUGAGCCAGUACAACCUGGAGGACAUCCUGGAGCCGUUGGCGAAGGCGAGCGCGGGUACCGCGAGGAGCCAGUACCUCAGCGUGUCGAGGUACGUGGCGGGCAGGCCGUCGGGGCCCGGCCUCUUGGGGGCGGAGUUCGCGGGCGCGGCCAGAGGCAGCGCGAUGUACGGCAGGAGGGCCGGCAACGGCCCGCCCCUCUGGCCCGGGGAGUUGGGGACGCGCGCAGCGAAGCGCUUCCCGGAGCCGGGCACGUCCCGGAUCGACGCCCAGUGACGACGCUACAAUUUACAAGCGCCCCUGUGAUAUAGUUAUUUUUGUACCCGUCCAAUCACCGUUCAUCGCAAAUAAAUGUUAUCGAU